Molecule: messenger RNA, 6464 nt
Organism: Nerophis ophidion (straightnose pipefish)
Lineage: Eukaryota; Metazoa; Chordata; Actinopteri; Syngnathiformes; Syngnathidae
Product: insulin-like growth factor 1 receptor
Exons: 20
Coding region: 853-5166 (1437 amino acids)
Biological process (GO): regulation of JNK cascade; glucose homeostasis; protein autophosphorylation
Cellular component (GO): axon; membrane; insulin receptor complex
Molecular function (GO): phosphatidylinositol 3-kinase binding; insulin receptor substrate binding; ATP binding
Source: RefSeq, a predicted model, not a curated record
AGAGCGACGCCCCAUUCGCGCAGGAGAGUGACGCCUCGUCUCGGCGGGAGACGAUCUUCGCGAGCGGCGUUGUGUUUACAGGCAGACUGCAGACGGAGCGAAGGAGACAGUGCGCCUACCUGCGCCGUGGAUUCAUCUCGUCUGGCUUCCGUCAACGCGGUCUCGCUUGUCCGGACACUUGCAAUAUAUAAAUCCCGAAGAAGUGUGUUCCAUCCACGAUAUUUCGCUGUCGUCGGCGAUGCAUUUCGGCCACAACAAGAAGAAGAAGGAGGCGGUGAGUCGGUGCACGAUGAGCGGAGACGAGGGAGGCUGCGGUCUGAGAAGCACGCUCUGAAUAUUCCUCAAACAAACUCUUUUUUUUCUUUUUAGAUUUUUUUUCCUCCAAAAAUGUCAGCUGUGAAGAUUUAGGAUUACGUUCGUGCCGUUGUUCGCCCGGGACUAUUUUUUUUUUUUUUUUUUUUGGGAGGAUAGCGCACAGCAGCGUGCACGUUAUGCAGACAUGGAGCGUGAAGAUGCGGAUUACGGAGGAAUCCCCGCCGCUUGUUUAUUAGUCCGCACGGUUCCAGCGCCUUCGUCUACACCGGGCUUGUGAAGAGCGGAGCAUGUGGACAUUUUUAUCCGAGCUUGGUUGUUAAAGCGCGGCUUUUUGGGCGAGCUAACCGCGCUAGCUUGUGUGCGCUAGCCAUUAGCCUCAUUAGCUAACAGCUACAAGGCGCUGGCCGAACAUUUUUAAAGGCAUCUUUUUUUUUCUUUUUUUUUUUUAAACCCCAACAAAGGGAGAAAAAUAACCUGUUUCAACGGACCACGGCCGUGUUUGUUCACAGGCGUCGGGAGGAUUUAAGUCCCCCAGGAAUGUGGGCUCCGAUGGAAGGAAGGAGCCGCUUGACCUUGUUUUGGGGUCUGAUGCUGGCGGGGGCGUGCUGCCUCCGGCCCGCCGCCGCAGAGAUUUGCGGCCCAGGCAUCGACAUCGGCAAUGACAUCAACGAAUUUCGGAGUUUGGAGAACUGCACUGUCGUGGAGGGCUACUUGCAGAUUCUCCUCAUCACCGAAAAGAACAACAACCUGGAUGUCUUGCGCUCCCUCACCUUCCCCAAGCUGACCAUGAUCACCGACUACCUGCUCCUUUUCCGGGUGUCCGGCCUGUACAGUCUGAGCACGCUGUUCCCCAACCUCACGGUGAUCCGCGGCCGCAACCUCUUCUAUAACUACGCCCUGGUCAUCUUCGAGAACAUCAGCUUGAAGGACAUCGGCCUGUACAACCUGCGGAACAUCACCCGAGGCGCCAUCCGUAUCGAGAAGAACCCCGAACUGUGCUACCUGGACUCCAUCGACUGGUCGCUCAUCAUGGACGCCGAGUUCAACAACUUCAUCGCCGAAAACAAGCAGUCCAAAGAGUGCAGCGACGUGUGUCCGGGCAUCAUGGAGAACAACCCACAGUGCAGGAAGACCAUGUUCAAAAACAACUACAACUACCGCUGCUGGAACUCCAACCACUGCCAGAAAGAGUGCCCGGAGAAGUGUGAGCGGCGGGCGUGCACGACGGGGGGCGAGUGCUGCCACCCUCAGUGCCUGGGCAGCUGCAGCGUCCCGGGAGACGACACAGCCUGUGCCACGUGCGUGCACUACUACCACCGGGGCCGCUGUGUUGCCGACUGCCCCGCCGGCACCUACAAGUUUGAGGGCUGGCGUUGCAUCAGCGCCGAGCUCUGCUCCAAGGUCCACCUGCCCGACUACGACAGCUUCGUCAUCCACGAGGGAGAGUGCAUGACCGAGUGUCCCUCUGGAUACACGCGGCCCUCGCUCGACAGCAUGUCCUGCACAGCCUGCGACGGCCUGUGCGAUAAAGUGUGCGAGGAGAAGGUCAUCGACUCCAUGGACGCCGCUCAGUCCCUGAAAGGCUGCACGGUUAUCAAAGGCAACCUGCAUAUCAACAUCCGCAGAGGCCACAACAUGGUGGCCGAGCUGGAGAGUUUCACAGGUUUGAUCCAGAGAGUGACGGGCUACGUGAAGAUCAGACACUCGCACACUCUCAGCUCGCUGGCCUUCCUCCGCAGCCUACGAUACAUCGAUGGCGAGGAACUUCUAGAUGACAUCUACGCCUUCUCCGCCUUCGACAACCAGCAGCUCCAGUAUCUGUGGGACUGGAAGAAGCACAACCUCACCAUCAGGACCGGGAAGCUCUCCUUCCGCGCCAACCCCAAGCUGUGCGUCUCCGAGAUCCAGAAGAUGUGGGAGAAGACGGGCAUCCGGGAGCGCUUCGACGAGAGCGAUUACCGCAACAACGGCGACCGAGCCAGCUGCGAGAGCACCAUCCUGCAGUUCAAGUCCAACCUGACCAGCAGCACCAGGAUCAAGCUGACCUGGCAGCGCUACCGCCCUCGAGACUACAGAGACCUCAUCAGUUUCAUCCUCUACUACAAAGAGGCGCCUUACCAGAACAUCACCGAGUUCGAGGGCCAGGACGGCUGCGGCUCCAACAGCUGGAACAUGGUGGACGUGGAGCUGCACCAGGACAGGGACUCGGACCCCGGCGUGCUGCUGUCCGGCCUGAAGCCGUGGACGCAGUAUGCCGUGUUCGUCAAGGCCAUCACGCUCAUGGUGGAUGACAAGCAGGUGCCCAGCGCCAAGAGCAAGGUGGUCUACAUCCGCACCAGCCCCUCAGCACCCUCCAUGCCUCAGGACGUGCGAGCCUACUCUAACUCCUCCACCCAGCUGGUGGUGCGCUGGAUGCCCCCUCUCUCCCCCAACGGCAACCAAACCUACUACCUGGUCCGCUGGCAGCAGCAGGCCGAAGACCGAGAACUGUACCAACACAACUACUGCUCCAAAGAGCUGAAGAUCCCCGUAAGGAUAGCAGCUGUCGGCGUGGGAGACCAGGAGGAAGACACCAAACCAACAAAGUUGGACACAGACGGUGCCGAUAAAGGGCCCUGCUGCCCUUGCCCAAUGUCAGUGGAAGACCUGGAAGCUGAGGCCGCGGAUGCCUCCUACCGGAAAGUCUUUGAGAACUUCUUGCACAAUUCCAUCUUCACGCCAAGGCCACCGGAUCGUCGCCGCCGAGAUCUGUUCAGCAUCGCCAACGCCACCCACUCCCGCCAGCACCGGCCGCACGGCAACAGCAGCACCAUUCCUCCCCUGCAGGCCGCGGUCAACAGCAGCGGCGUGGAGUCGGACCGGACGGAGCGCGAGUUCCAGUUCCUGGAGCGUUCGGUGACCGAGCGCGAGCUGCAGAUUUUCGGCCUGCAGCCGUUCACCGUUUACCGCAUCGACGUCCACGCCUGCAACAGCCAGGUGCAGCGCUGCAGCGCCGCCGAGUUUGUCUUUUCCAGAACCAAGCCUGCAGGUUUGUGGAACCAGCUCACAUGUGUUUGUCCUCAGCCCGAUGACGCUGCUGAUAGUUUCUCGACUCUUUUCACCAUCUGCCCAGAAAAGGCAGAUGACAUUCCGGGCCCGGUGACCUGGGAGGGCCACGAGGACUUUGUGUUCCUGCGCUGGCCGGAACCGUCUCACCCCAACGGCCUCACCCUCAUGUACGAGAUCAAGUUCAAACUGGGUUCUGAGACUGAGAAGCACGAGUGCGUUUCGGGUCAAAUGUACCAAGGCCAACGGGGCGUCCGUCUGUCCAACCUGAGUCCAGGAAACUACUCGGUGAGGGUGCGAGCUACAUCGCUGGCCGGUAACGGAUCCUGGACACACCCGGUGAAUGUCUUCGUGGCUGAACGAUAUGAAAAAGUCCUCUAUGCUUUCAUAUUGGCCCCCAUCGCCGCCAUCCUGCUUAUCUGCCUGGGGGUCGGAGCUCUCUUCGCCUUGAACAGGAAAAGGAACAGCGAUCGGCUUGGAAACGGUGUGCUGUAUGCGUCCGUCAACCCUGAAUACUUCAGUGCGGCUGAAAUGUAUGUGCCGGACGAGUGGGAGGUGGCGCGGGAGAAGAUCGUCCUCAACCGCGAGCUCGGCCAAGGUUCCUUCGGCAUGGUCUACGAGGGCCUGGCCAAAGGUGUGGUCAAAGAUGAACCGGAGACCCAUGUGGCCAUUAAGACAGUCAACGAGUCAGCGAGCAUGAGGGAGCGCAUCGAGUUCCUCAACGAGGCCUCCGUCAUGAAGGAGUUCAACUGUCACCAUGUGGUUCGCCUUUUGGGGGUGGUGUCCCAGGGCCAGCCCACUCUUGUCAUCAUGGAGCUGAUGACCCGAGGAGACCUCAAGAGCUACUUGCGUUCCCUCCGACCUAAAGAGCAACAGUGGUCCAGUCUGUCCUUGCCGCCCCUGAAGAAAAUGCUCCAGAUGGCGGGCCAGAUUGCAGACGGCAUGGCGUACCUCAACGCCAACAAGUUUGUGCACAGAGAUCUGGCGGCCCGCAACUGCAUGGUGGCCGAGGACUUCACCGUCAAGAUAGGAGACUUCGGCAUGACCCGAGACAUCUACGAGACCGAUUACUACCGCAAAGGUGGGAAGGGUUUGCUACCCGUCCGAUGGAUGUCACCCGAGUCUCUGAAGGACGGCGUGUUCACCACAAACUCCGACGUCUGGUCGUUCGGGGUGGUGUUGUGGGAGAUAUCCACGCUGGCUGAGCAGCCCUACCAGGGGCUGUCCAACGAGCAGGUGCUCCGUUUCGUCAUGGAAGGAGGCCUGCUGGAGAAGCCGCAGAACUGUCCUGAUAUGCUGUUCGAGCUGAUGCGGAUGUGCUGGCAGUACAACCCCAAGAUGCGGCCGUCCUUCGUGGAGAUCAUAAGCAGCAUCAAGGACGAGCUGGAGCCCUCUUUCGCCGAGGUCAGUUUCUUCUUCAGCGCCGACAACAAGCCGGCCGAGGCCCCGCCGCCGCACUUGGAGGAGGUCCCCUUGGACACGCCCUCUUCCGCACAACCGCAGCAGGCGCCGGGCACGCCGCCCUCCCCGACCUCGCAGCCUCAACCCGGGCCCUCGCUAGCCCCCGGCUCGCCCUCUUCCACGCCCUGCACGUCGGCAGGCGUCACGGACAAGGAGCCCUCCGGACACCAGUCGGCCAAUGGCCUCUCGGCGGUGGCGGCGGGGGCGGGGGCGGGGCCACCCAACGGGGCGGGCUCUGUAAUCACCAUGCAACAAUCUCUGGACGAACUGCCGGCGUACGCUCACAUGAACGGGGGGCGUAAAAACGAGCGCACCAUGCCCCUUCCUCAGUCAUCCGCCUGCUGAUUGGACAUCACCGGACUGCAAAAGGGUAUUAUUUUUUUCCUUUUUUUUUAUUUAAACAUGGGUAAAGCUUCCUGGAGAGGAGCAAAGACUCAUGGGAAGGAAAAACCAGUCAAGUGGUCCAUGUUUUUUCUGCUGUAACUUCCACACAUUUUCAUUUCCACCAGCCGCUGUCAAGAUGCAACACUGCCCCCUGCUGCUGAGUCGUAAACCAGGGACGUCGCCUGCAAAGCUUCGUUACUUCUUUUUUUUCAACUAUAAAAAAAAAAAAAGAAUGAAGCAUUUAUAAAAGACCAUUUCGGGCGGGCAUCACGUCGCAAACGGAAAAGAAGCACUUAAAGAAGUCCGCCAAGCAGAGGGAAGUUUUUCGUUUUUGGAAUAUUCUCUCGCUCUGCUCUACAUUUUUUUUUUUUUUUCCCCAGCUACUUUCUACAUAAAACAAAAAAAAAAGGUCAAAAAUCAACUUUAUCUGAGCCGCAACUCGUCACAAAGUGCUGUUUUUUUUUUUCGUGGUUUCACCGCCAAUUCAAGCAGGAAGAGAAGAAAAAAAAGAACUGAAGAGGGCCGACCGAGCGAGCAGCCGGGCGUCAUUGUUGUAAUUAUUGUUAUUAUUUUUUACAUCAUACAUUGACAACAUCUCCGCAAGCAAGCAAGAGCAUUUACGCCAAUUGUUUGUCACCUUUUCUACCUUUUUAUACGGUCGGAGAUCUUGUACAGAAGAAGAAAAAAGCUGCUAUUCCUUAUUAUUUCUCUCGUGGUUGUAAUAUAGAGGAUUUAUCUAUACAAAUAUAUAUAAAUAUAUAUAUAAAUAUGAAGAGACCUUCAGGUUGGAUCUAAGAGUGUUUUCACUGCGGUUUCCUAUUAUUUUUUGUUAUUAUUUUUGACGACCAUAAUUGUUGACUGAGCUGGUUUCAAAGAGGUACGUACGGCCUGCCGGUUGUUUAUAAAUCCGAUAACUCCCCAUAACACCAUAUAGUAACGUCAGAUGCCCCCCCGCCCCCCCCUAAUUAAAUCUCAGGUCAAAAGCGGGAAAGUUGCAUGGUUAUUUAUUAUUAAAUUUGUAUUUAGUUAUGCGCAACUUGUCGUCGAAAAUUAUUCAUGUUAAAUAUAUCUUUGUUUGCAAUUUGUUGAUAAGAAUACCUAGCUUUAAUUCACCCGGUCCUUCAAUCAAAAGGUACGCCAUUUAUUCGUGAAUCGUCCUCAAAAACGAUCACCGCGAUACAUUUUUCAGACGGUACCGUCGUUUAGCUGCUACUUUGGGGCAAAAAAAGUAUUUAGUCAGCCACCGAUUGUGCAAGUUC